Calypte anna (Anna's hummingbird) is the source of this 1263-nucleotide messenger RNA. Its product is annotated as opsin-5-like. The transcript has 5 exons. The record is from RefSeq and is a predicted model, not a curated record. NCBI's taxonomy places the organism in Eukaryota, Metazoa, Chordata, Aves, Apodiformes, Trochilidae. Bases 1 to 1263 code for a protein of 420 amino acids. Gene Ontology annotation, molecular function: G protein-coupled receptor activity. Gene Ontology annotation, cellular component: membrane. Gene Ontology annotation, biological process: G protein-coupled receptor signaling pathway.
AUGGGAAAUGUGUCCAAUGUCUCUGUGUUCGCCUCCACCUUAUCGGAAAGAGAAGACCUGAUUUUUGGCACACUCUAUUUGGUCUUUGGCAUCGUGUCCCUCUCUGGGAAUUCUCUGCUCCUGCUGGUGGCCUAUCAGAAGAGGUCUGUGCUGAAGCCUGCUGAGUUCUUCAUUGUCAACUUGGCCAUCAGUGACCUGAGCAUGACGGUGACACUCUUCCCCUUGGCCACCUCCUCCUUCUUUGCACACAGGUGGCUGUUCAAUCACACAGUGUGCACCCUCUAUGCCUUCUGUGGGGUCUUGUUUGGGCUGUGCAGCCUCACCAGCCUGACAGUGCUGAGCACAGUCUGCUGCCUGAAGGUCUGUUACCCAGCAUAUGGCAACAAGUUCUCCCCCUGGCAUGCUGGGAUGCUGCUGCUGGGUGUCUGGGCAUAUGCCCUGAUGUUUGCCACGGCCCCCCUGGCAGAGUGGGGCAGCUACGGCCCCGAGCCCUACGGCACAGCCUGCUGCAUCACCUGGAAGAGCUCCAGCAGGGAGGCCACGCUCUACAUCCUCGCCCUCUUCAUCUUCUGCUACCUUCUCCCCUGCCUCCUCAUCCUCAUCUCCUACUCCCUGAUCCUCUGGACCGUGCGGGUGUCCCGCAGGGCACUCAGGCAGCACACGUCCCCCCAGCACAGAGCCCGCAGCGUGCACAGCCUGGUGGUGAAGCUGAGUCUUGCUGUGUGCCUGGGGUUUCUGGCUGCCUGGACUCCUUAUGCCAUCGUUGCCCUGUGGGCAGUCCUUGGUGAUGCCAGCCAGGUCCCAGCACUGGCCUUUGUGCUCUCAGCUGUCUUUGCCAAGUCCUCAACAUUCUACAACCCCCUGGUGUACCUGUUCUUCAAGCCCAACUUCCAGAAGUUCCUCUCCAAAGAUAUGGUGCUCUUCCAGGCCAUCCGCACCCUCCUCUGUUGCGGCUGCCCAGGUACUGAGCUCCAGCCCUUCCCAUCCUCAGGCUUUGAUGACCAUCCUGGGGCUUGCAGGAGCUGCAAUGACACUUUUGAGUGUUUCAGUAACUACCCCAAGUGCUACAAACUGCCCCAGGUGCCCAGCAGCUCACCCCGGCGUGCUCCCCUGGCUAUCCUGGCCAAUGGAGCUGCUUGCCAGCCAGGACUGAAGAGGACAGUGCAGGUGAUGGUCCUUGUCACACAGAAAAAAUCAGCCCUGGGCACUGCCAGUGUGUCAGGGGAAGCUCUGCCAUCAGGUGUCAUGAAAGAUCUUCUCUGA